Telopea speciosissima is the source of this 800-nucleotide messenger RNA. Its product is annotated as probable prefoldin subunit 2. Gene Ontology annotation, biological process: protein folding. The record is from RefSeq and is a predicted model, not a curated record. Gene Ontology annotation, cellular component: cytoplasm; prefoldin complex. Bases 140 to 589 code for a protein of 149 amino acids. Lineage: Eukaryota; Viridiplantae; Streptophyta; Magnoliopsida; Proteales; Proteaceae. The transcript is spliced from 2 exons. Gene Ontology annotation, molecular function: protein folding chaperone.
UCCAAGCCUGCAUCCCGAAAUUCUUGCCCUCCCAUCCUCUGUUCGCUACUCGGGCAGCCGACAUCGACGACUAGUCCCUACCCACCAUCUCCCCACUCCGUCCGUCGAACAGUUGUCUAAUUCCCUAAGGUUUACAGCCAUGUCAAACAAAGCUGAGGGUGAUGGUAAGGAACCAGUGAAUGAGCAGGCAAUUGCCAACAUAUAUGGCAACAUGAGGUCUGAAAUCAACCAACUUCACUCAAAAAUUACAGAAUUGGAGAUGGAAGUGAGCGAGCACUCUUUGGUGAUUGGAGCCGUACAGCCACUUGAUCCAUCCAGGCGAUGCUACCGGAUGAUUGGAGGUGUGCUGGUGGAGAGAACCAUCAAGGAGGUCCUACCAGCAGUCCAGCGUAACAAGGAGGGUCUUGAGGAGGUGAUUUCUCGGCUAAAUGAAGCCUUGGAAAAGAAGAAAAAGGAGAUUGCUGAAUUUGAAGCAAAAUAUAAAAUCAGGAUAAGAAAAUCAGAUGGUGAGGUUAAGGAUGAUGGAGGUCGGAAGGAAGGUUCUGCUCAAGGAGUUCUUGUGGGUCCUGCGGGUGCUAAGAAUGAAUAAUCAAUUGUAUUGAGUUUUUUGUCUGAUGAAUUAUUUUAUUUUUGUUGAAAUGAAAUUUUGGUUGAACAGUUGUUGGUGUUUAUACUAAAUUUAUAUAACCUUAUUCUCUAUACAGUGAAUGACUGAUCAUUGACCAAGCACUUAAGUAGAAAAUAAUUGAAGGGUAAAUAUCCAUCCUUUGGUGCACGCAUAUGAAUAAGACUCUUAGGGA